Physeter macrocephalus (sperm whale) is the source of this 1989-nucleotide messenger RNA. Its product is annotated as protein ARMCX6. The coding region runs from base 492 to 1388 and encodes 298 amino acids. NCBI's taxonomy places the organism in Eukaryota, Metazoa, Chordata, Mammalia, Artiodactyla, Physeteridae. The transcript has 4 exons. The record is from RefSeq and is a predicted model, not a curated record. Gene Ontology annotation, cellular component: mitochondrion.
CUAGAGCAGAAGUACUGAUAGUCGCCUCCGUCUGGGUACCAGCCCCCUAUCACACUGCAGGCGUGUGAGGGAAGAAGGAAAGUAGCCCCGGACCGUGCAGAUCGGUCUGUAGAUCUGUUGGCCAGUAGGUCGCCGGGAAAAGUCGCGGCGAGCGAAGGACCAAAGUGCCUUGGGACCGUGCAGGUCGGUGUGAAGUUCCCCAAAGGCGGCUGUCUUUCCAUUUGUCCUUCUGCCAGACUGUCUGUCCGUCAAUCACUGUGGAAGGCGCACUGACCACGGAAGACAAGAGAAGGAGCAGGAAUUUACCUGACUUUGAUUCAUCACAAGAGAGCCUCAGGAGCCUGGAAUAGGCUGAAGACGUCUCCCCUCCACCAUCAUUCAGGUGGAGCCUUAAGAACACUCUUCAUUCAGGUGGAGCCUUAAGAACACUCUUCAUUCAGGUGGAGCAAGGCCCUCUCCUGUCCUGCCCCCAGGCUGGCACUGACCUGAGCAUGGGCCGGGCUCGGGAGGUGGGUUGGAUGGCGGCAGGACUGAUGAUUGGGGCAGGUGCCUGCUACUGCGUUUACAAACUAACCAUAGGAAGAGAUGACGGUGAGAAGUUGGAGGAGGAGGAAGAGGAAUGGGAUGAUGAACAGGAGCUUGAUGAGGAGGAGCCCGAGAUUUGGUUUGAUUUCACAACUAUGGCUCGGCCCUGGAGUGAGGAUGGGGAUUGGACUGAACCUGGGGCCCCUGGUGGCACCGAGGACAGGCCUUCAGGUGGGGGCAAGGCAAACCGAACACAUCCUGUAAAACAGCGCCCAUUCCCUUAUGAACGGAAAAAUACUUGGAGUGCUCAAAGCUUUAAAAAUUUCAGUUGUGUUCUUGGCCUCUCCAAGUGCCCUUUCAUUCAGGGAAAAGUGUUGUUAGCUCAGCCCCGGGACACUGGUUUUUCAUUUAGCCACGAUAUCAAUAGUCAUUUGGCCAGCCUCUCCAUUGCUGGAAACACGAUCCCUAUUCCCGACCCUGCUGUUGAGGCUUUCUGUGCCCCGGAUAACUUGAAAGCCAGUGUUGAAAAUCAGGGCCAGCUUAAGAUGUACAUCAACGAAGUGUGUCGGGAGACUGUGUCACUUUGCUGCAACUCAUUUCUGCAGCAGGCCGGAUUAAAUUUGUUAAUAAUCAUGACAGUUAUUAAUAACAUGCUUGCCAAGUCCGUUUCAGACUUGAAGUUUCCUUUGAUACCAGAGGGAAGUGAAUGUGCUGAGGGGCACGUUGUGAAACCCUUGAUGGGUUUGUCUGAAAAGCCAGUCUUGGCGGGGGAGUUGCUGGGAGCCCAAAUGUUGCUCUCCUUCCUGUCCCUCUUUAUCAGGAACGCAAACAGACAGCUUCUCCCAGCAAUCCCGGCCUCUUAAACGGCCCCCUCCAACAGGAUGGGACUGAUCCACCCCGAACCAAAACCCGAUCAGUGAACACACACUUGUGUUCUCAAUCAAAGACUCUGCAGUGGGUGCUAUUGAAGAUCCAGCCUUAGCCAAUAGCCAUAUCUCUGGGUGAAAGUUACACUUGCUAAAUCCAGGGCCACUCUCUUGUUGGCCAGGCGGGGGUUCCCACGGAGCUUUGAGUAACCUCUUGGUUUUGCAGUCUGCAGGCAGUGCGCGUUGUAAAUUGCUCCCUUGCAGCCUUCUUCCUGUGGUAAAGGGAUCAUUUCAGCUGUGUGGUGAAAGAACACCAUUUUCUAGCCCGACAAGGGAUGCCUUGCCUGUGGUGGUCUCCCUGUCUAAGCUGGACCGUCUUGUGGAGACCAGACCCACAUGGGAGCUUGUGCCGAAAAUGCAUCGGUUGCUGCGUAGGUUGAAUUCUUUUUCAUUUACUCUCUUUUCUUCACGAGCCUAUGGAUGGUAAACCUAUUCAGCAAAAAAUGUACACUCCCCUUCUAUGAGCUAUACUGACUCAGCCUCGUCCACCAAGUCUGCAUUUUUAUGUAUCACCAAUAAAGCUGUGCGCUUUAACUGG